GCAACAGCAGCAGAGCCAAAAUGGCGACCGGCGGAGAUCCUGCGUGACACCGAACCGAGUCACAACACCGAGAGCCGCGGUUCCCGGACACCGGCAUCAGCGCCAUGGCCUCCGCUCACGGGCGGCUGGGUCAGCACUUCCUGGCCGUGCUGGAUGUGGUUCUGCGGGUCCCGAGCAUCUUUAUAAUCGACGCCAUAUUGAACUCGUACUCUGAUCCCGGUACCGGAUGGAGCGGCGCCGCCGGGAGAGCGAUGAUCCGCGCGCUGGGUAUUGUGGUGUCCAGUGUGGUUCUGGUGCUUUCCCAGAAGUCCCUGUUCAAGUUCUACACGCUCUUGAUGGCCGUUGUGCUGGGUGCAGCGUCAGUGCUGGUUAACUACUACGCCACGGCGCACGCCGACUUCUACAGCGCCUACAACAGUGCUGCAGUGCUGCCGCGGGACGGGCCGACGCUCUGGCUAGCGUUAGCGCUGAUGCAGCUGCUGCUGGGGUUGGGCUAUGUGGCGCUGCUGCGCGUGCGGUCAGUGUGUGCUGCUCUGCUAUUACUGGACAUCAUGGCGCCGCUGUGGGGGCUGAUACUGGAGCUGCCGGCGGACAUGCGGCAAGUGCUAGCGAUAGCGUCAGGAGUGAUCCUAGCAACACAUGCUGCGCUAAACCUGCUGCUAAAGCUGAAGUGGUUCUACUACUCCUGCCGCUACGUCUACCUGCUGCUGCGCCACAUGUACCGCAUCUACGGCCUGCAGCUGCUGCUGGAGGACACCUGGAAACGCAUCCGCUUCCCCGACAUCCUGCGCGUCUUCUGGCUUACCCGCGUGACCGCGCAGGCUGUCAUCCUGCUAUACGUGGUGCGCGUGGUGCGCUCUGAAAGCGGCAUGCAGCUCGGAUGGGACGUGUUGUGGGAUUUGUCCAGUAAUCUGAUCAUUAGCGGCUGCGACUCGACGCUAACUGUCCUCGGGAUGAGCGCAGUCAUAUCGUCUCUAGCGCAUUACUUGGGUCUUAGCAUCCUAGCGUUCAUCGGCUCCACAGAAGAGGAGGAUAAGCGGCUGGGGUUUGUUGCGCCUGUGUUGUUCUUCAUCCUGGCGCUGCAGACGGGUCUAAGCGGCCUGGACCCCGAGGAGCGGCUGGUGCGGCUCAGCAGGAACAUGUGCCUUUUGCUAACGGCGAUUCUGCAUUUCAUCCACGGGAUGACAGAUCCGGUGCUCAUGUCUCUCAGCGCGUCGCACGUGUCGUCAGUGCGCAGACAUGUGCCGGUUCUGCUGGUGUCGCUAGUUCUGUUUGCGCUGCCUGUCCUGCUCAGUUUCCUGCUGUGGCAUCAUUACGCGCUCAACACGUGGCUGUUCGCCGUCACGGCGUUCUGCAUCGAGCUGUGUCUGAAGGUUCUGGUGUCGCUCACUGUAUACGCACUCUUCAUGAUGGACGGGUUCUAUAACGUGCUGUGGGAGAAGCUGGACGAUUACGUCUACUACGUGCGCUCUACAGGCAACGUGAUUGAGUUCAUAUUCGGCGUGAUCAUGUUUGGAAACGGAGCGUACACUAUGAUGUUUGAGUCGGGGAGUAAAAUCCGCGCGUGCAUGAUGUGCCUUCAUGCGUAUUUUAACAUUUACCUGCAGGCCAAAAACGGCUGGAAGACGUUCAUUAACCGCCGCACGGCUGUCAAGAAGAUCAACUCUCUGCCGGAGGUCCGAGGCUCGCGACUGCGGGACAUCGAGGACGUCUGCGCCAUCUGCUAUCAGGAGUUCGGCUCGUCGGCGCGCAUCACGCCCUGCAGCCAUUACUUCCACGCGCUCUGCCUGCGCAAGUGGCUGUACAUCCAGGACACGUGUCCCAUGUGCCACCAGCGCGUCUACAUCGAGGACGACACCAGCGAGCGCUCCACCUUCUCUAAUAAUAACGGAUAUGGGGCAGCAGGACAGGAGAGGGCGGAGUUUGAGGAGAAUGAGGGCGGGGCUGAGGACGGCGUGGCUGCGGCAGGGGUGGAGCCAGAAAACGAGCUGCUGGAGGAUAAUGACAGUAUUGAGUAUGACGAGGAGGAGUGGGGAACGCAGCCCGGCGUCACGCUCAUCGAGGAGGACUACAUUAAUGACGACACAGACUCCAACUGAACCAGCGGGAUAUUUAAGAUCAGGGACGUUAUGUAUUGUUUAGAUCUGUGGUUAGAAAUCGUUCGAGAUCCAUUCCGGAUUGAUCCUGAGAUUUUCGAAUUGCAUCGCUUUUCUCGCCUGAAUCACAUAGUUUCUAACAGCAGGCGGCGCUCUAGGCUAGUUUUUACCAGUAGACAACGGUCUAGGCUAGUUAUUAACACCAGAUAGUGCUCUAGGCUAGUUUUUGCCAGCAGACAGUGUUCUAGGCUAGUUUCUAACAGCAGAUGUGCUAUAGGCUAGUUUGGACAGUAGAUGGCGCUCUAGGCUAGUUUUUAACAUCAGGUGGUGCACUGCCUGCAGUCAAAAACCUAGAGCAUGUUCUGCUUUUAAAACACUAGGCUAGAACACCAUCUGCUGGUUAAACUAGCCUAGAGCAUCAUCUGCUAAUAAACACUAGCCUACAACACCAUCUGCUGGUAUAAUAUAGCCUAAAACACCAUCUGCUGUUAAACACUAACCUAUAGCGCCAUCUGCUAGCCCUAUCUGCUGUUUAAAACUAGUCUAGAGCACUAUCUGGUGUUAAAAAAUAGUCUACAGCGCCAUCUGCUGUUAAACACUAGCCUAGAGUGCCGUCUUCUUUUAAAAACUAGCCUAGAGCGCCAUCUGCUGGUGAAAACAAGCCUAUAGCACCACCUGCUCUUAUAAACUAGCCUAGAGUGCCAUCUGCUGGUGAAAACUAGCCUAGAGCGCCAUCUACUGUUAGAAACAAGCCUAGAGCGCCAUCUGCUGAUUAAAACUAGCCUAGAGCGUCGUCUGCUGAUUAAAACUAACCUCACAAUUCGUUCAAGAGAGAAUAGUGAUGCAUUUUGAGAAUCUUCGGAUCAAUACAGAAUGGUUUUCUCGAGUGAUUUCUCAGCCACAGCUCUAGUAUUUUCGUUGUGUUCGUAUUAAAAGGGCUGAUCAUGUGUUUUUCCUGGAGCGCUCUUGCCGAUGUUUGGCUGAAGGAGUAAACGCUGAAGAGUGACGCGCUACUGUAAUGGCAGUAUACCUCCGUAUGAUCACUACUGGUCUCUUGUGUGACCUCUCCUAUAAUUGUGUACAUUAUUGUACAUGUAAUAAAAGAAUGAUACACUGACGUAAGACUGCAGAAAGCUGAAUCAGCUGUUCAUCUCAGCUCCGCCGCUCUCCUCGCACACGCUGUUGCUUUCUGACCACAUCUUACAAUGCAAAUAACAACACAUUUCACCAUAAACACACACAGCGUUUGGCUUUUCUGAUUAAAUUCACGAUUAAAAUGUUUGAUUUCAGGUUUAAAUGUUGAUUUGCCAACAGGACUGAUGUACAGAAAUGAUCAGCUUUAGUUCUUUUGUAAAUAAAAUUUAAUUAAGCUGA
Molecule: messenger RNA, 3470 nt
Organism: Danio aesculapii
Lineage: Eukaryota; Metazoa; Chordata; Actinopteri; Cypriniformes; Danionidae
Gene: rnf139
Product: ring finger protein 139
Exons: 2
Coding region: 105-2099 (664 amino acids)
Biological process (GO): ERAD pathway
Cellular component (GO): endomembrane system; endoplasmic reticulum
Molecular function (GO): zinc ion binding; ubiquitin protein ligase activity
Source: RefSeq, a predicted model, not a curated record